Messenger RNA from Osmerus eperlanus (European smelt), 1961 nucleotides. It is a transcript of the gene tcp11l1, whose product is annotated as t-complex 11, testis-specific-like 1. The transcript has 10 exons. NCBI's taxonomy places the organism in Eukaryota, Metazoa, Chordata, Actinopteri, Osmeriformes, Osmeridae. Bases 351 to 1805 code for a protein of 484 amino acids. Gene Ontology annotation, biological process: signal transduction. The record is from RefSeq and is a predicted model, not a curated record.
UGAUUUCGCGCACGCGCAAGGAAGGGGGAACAGGGGAACUGAAUUCGCUGGUACACCUGAAGAAUCUUCCAUGCAUAAUAUAGCAGCAGUACGGCCCGUAGACAACAUUAAACCAAAUCUGGCAGGAAUUAUUUUACCUUGCUAUAUGUACCUCCAGCCACUGCGAAUUGGUUAACUUGGAUAAACCACGUGUGAAAAGCCCGAUUUGGAUAGCAAGACUACUUGUAAAUAACUGCGUCAUAACUAGCACUAGCCUUCAUCACCUCACAGUCUUGGAUCAAGUAAUGCUGGCUAGGUAGCUUGUCACAAACUAGUCACGAUAUUAGAGCCACGGUACUGGUCCCACCAUCAUGCCUAAGGACUCCGACAAGCCUGGGUGUGGCAAGGACAACAACACAGAGGACAGGACUGAGAUAUCUGAGGACUCUCUAAUGGAGAAAACCAGCCCAACAAGGUUUGUGUCUGUGGAGGAGCUUAUGAGGACCGCCAAGGGUGUGACCAACAUGGCGCUGGCCCAUGAGAUCGUGGUGAACCAGGGCUUCCAGGUGAAGCCAGUGGAGCCACCGGAGGGAAGUUUGGAGAAAAAAAUUAAAGAGGUCAUGCACAAAGCAUUCUGGGACUGCCUGGAGGGCCAGUUGAGAGAGGAGCCGCCAUCAUAUCACCAUGCCAUUAAGCUCCUGGCGGAAAUCAAAGAAACUCUCCUCUCCUUCCUGCUGACCGGGCCGGGUCACACGCGGCUCCGCGCCCUCAUCCAGGAGGUUUUGGACCUGGAGCUUAUCCAGCAGCAGGCAGAGAACAGCGCUCUGGACAUCCGUAAAGUAGUGGAGUUUGUGGUGGGAAUGAUGGGGUCUCUCUGCGCCCCUUCCAGGGAUGGGGACAUUCGAGCACUCAAGGAGAUCACUGAUCUCGUGCCACUGCUAAGGGCAAUAUUCUUAGUCCUGGAUAAGAUGAAGAUUGACAUGGCCAACUUUGCAGUCAGCAGUAUUCGACCACAUCUCCUCCAGCAGUCGGUAGAGUACGAGAGGAACAAAUUCCAGGAAUUUCUUGAUAAACAACCUAACGCCUUAGAUCUGACUGAAAAAUGGCUUGAAGAUGCGGUGAGGUCUUUACAAGAGAGUGGGGCAGAUGGCUCUGGUAUGGCUGCCUCCAACCCUCUCCCUCUUCUCCCUGUGAACGUUCACAACCAUGCCUUCCUUUAUCUACUGAAGUGGGACCACGCCUCAGAACCAUUCCCUGAGACAGUGCUGAUGGACCAGGUGCGUUUCCAGGAGAUGAAGAGAGAUGUGGGCAGGCUGGCACUGGUGGCCACAGUGCUGCUGGUGGUGUACAACACCUCAGGAGAGGCCAUUGCUGGUCUACCGGGCCUCAUGGACACCUUGAAGAACACCAUCUACACCCUGCUCACUGACCUCCACCAGCCCUCCUUCAGGGCUGCCGAUGCUUUAGCGACCAUAGCAGAACGGCUGUGUGUGGAUCUGGGUGAGGUUCUGUCUCAACAUGGCUUCACCCCAUUCUCCUCUGACCGUCAGAGGGUCCUGAAGGGUCAGAUUUCUGCAGUGGCACACUCCGACAACGCCGUACGCAAGGUCAUAGACUCUCGUAUCCAGACUUACCUGCUGGGGGUCCUGGAGUCCAGCGUUCACAAGAGCGCCCCCUCCUUGCCCGGAGGUUUAGCGCCUAUUAGCAAAGAGCUGGAAGAGUUGGCUGUAAAGUUUGGUCGUCUGGUUAACCUCAACAAGCUAGUUUUCUCUCCAUUCUACCAGCAGAUAUUUCAAAAAAUCCUUAAAGAUGAUGCCACAGCUUAAACACUGAACAGCUAGUUGUCCCGCCUCAUACACCAGGAUAAAGGAUGUGGCCGUUAGUAGUAAAUGUACCUUAGUAGUAUUACAUACGUUCACAAUCAACUGUAGGAUCUCCUCAGCUGCAUUUGAAAUAAAUAAUAGAAAAGAUUGAUAACCAUA